This is a messenger RNA of Pipistrellus nathusii (Nathusius's pipistrelle), 390 nucleotides long. The record is from the annotation of a GenBank genome assembly. NCBI's taxonomy places the organism in Eukaryota, Metazoa, Chordata, Mammalia, Chiroptera, Vespertilionidae.
AUGAGUCCCGCCCGGCUGCGCGCUGUGCGGCGGCCGCUGGCGCUGGCGCUGGGGCUGGCGCUGCUGUGCGCGGCGGCCGCGGAGCCGCUGUCAGGCACCACUCCCUGCUCGCGCGGCAGCUCCUGGAGCGACGACCUCGACAAGUGCAUGAACUGCGAGUCCUGUCCAGCCCUGCCGCACAGCGACUUCUGCCGGGGAUGUGCUGGGGCGCCUUCGGCCUCCUUUGGGCUGUUGUGGCCCAUCUUGGGGGGCGCCCUGAGCCUGGCCCUUGUGCUGGGGCUGCUUUCUGGCUUCCUGGUCUGGAGAAGGUGCCGCAGGAGAGAGAAGUUUACCACCCCCAUCGAGGAGACCGGCGGGGAGGGCUGUCCUGGUGCAGCGCUGAUCCAGUGA